AUGGUUGACAGGAAGAAGACGCGCUGCUCAGGGGAAAAGCCAGUGUGCGCCUUCUGUGCCCGGCUCAAUCAGCGCUGUACGUGGGAUGGCGACGAAGAUGUUUCGCCCGAACGACUCACGGACACGGGCCGAGCUCUAUCCUCUUCAGGUACAGCCGCACAGAACGCAAGUCUUGCUGCAAGAGUCGCUUUGCUGGAGUCUCGGCUGAGCUUUCUGGACGCGGACAAUGCAUUCAACCUAUUCGCUUCGGUGUCCCCACCAACGGCAGUCAAUCAACCCGUGGAUCAACCCCCUGCAGUCGACGACAUUGCGCGGACGAAUAGCGACUUCACCUUUCUUCCCGAUCCGGUAAUCUUUCGAUCUCUGGUUCAAGUCUACUUUGAUCGCUGUCACAACCAACCCUAUGCCUUUUUCCACGAAGAGAUGUUUCGCCAUGAUUAUGAAUCCGGAUCAUUGCCCGAGUAUUUACUCUAUGCCUUUGCUGCUGCUGCCUGCCGCUUCUCCGACCAUGAGUUCUAUCGGCAUCGUCGUAGUGAAGCUAUCGAUGCAUAUGCACAAUCAUCAUUCGGGCAAAUUUUCGAACACUCAUUUUCCGAUGCCGAGAGUUUGGAGCCUUUGAUGGUGGUGGCUCUGGCGAUAUUGGCGGUUGUGGACUUCGCAGGUGAGUUUGGUGAGACGGUUGAUGCGAGGCAUGCAAGGAUUGACACAAGAUCGUGCAAAGCCGGACGCCCAAAGAUAGGCUGGGUGAAGCUGGCUCUGUCGUGUCGGUUCGCACAUGCCCUGCGACUCAAUGAAGAGCCCGAUCCACAGCUCCCUAUACACGAACAGGAAGAACGGCGACGAAUAUUCUGGUCGGUCUAUCUUCUCGAUAUCCUGAUGUCGGUUGGGCCCAACCGGCCCCCUUCGCUUCUCGAUGAAGACUGCACUGUUCGUCUACCCUGUCACGAGAGCUUUUUCAGGGAUGGGCUCGACGGGGGCCCGGUGCCAACUUUGACCUCGGUGGUCGAAAAUCCGUCAGGCGCCAACCACCAAAACCUGGAUCCGUUCGCUAUGACUAUAAUCAUGGCAUCGGCACUAGGCCGCUUCAUACGCUUUAGCCUGAAGCGCACUUUGAAUACGACUCAUGUUCUCUGGGAUCCGCGCUCCAAGUAUUAUGAGGUACAAAGCAUUUUAUUGUACUACGAAAGCCACUCGCCAUGUGCUUUCAGUACCAUUUCCGAGGUGCUCAAUCGACACCCUUCAUUCAGCGAGUCUACCUCACCAUCACAUGUCAGCCACAUUAUCUACUCCCACGCCCUCUACCACCUCAACAAUUGUCUUCUCAACCAUCCAUUCAUCUUAUACCGCUUCUUCCAGGCAUAUACGGCACCCGUACCUCUAAGUUUCGUGCAAGAGGCACUACAAAGAUGCCGAAGACACGCCACAAAUCUCCUCGAGCUACUGAUCGAUCUGGAAACGUACGGCCCGCUCAGCCAUCCCAGCUUCUAUGGUUAUUGUGCAAUGGCGGCUGGGGUGAUCCACAGCAUAUACGAGAAGAGUGAAGACGCAGAAGUCGCACAGGCCUCGCGGAAACAGCUUCAAUCAGCUCUGAGCUUCCUACAACGUGAACCAGUACGGUGGGGACAUGUGGGCCACAUGUUCAAGGGUACCCUUCUCCGCUCAUUCAAGUUGGAUCCCGAAGUUGCCAGGGUUCUCAUAAACCCUACGAGCCUGGCACAGAAAAUGACCGUGCCACUUGGAAAUAUGCUGUGGCAGCUCCUCGACUACGCCUGGUUGCCCCACAACAUCCGCCCUGGCGAGACAAGGUCUACACUGGCAGAUCUUUUGCCAGGAACCGGACACCUGCGGACAAAUAUCACUGAGUCCUUGGCUUCAGGCAGCACGAAUCUUCCAGGAGACCAGUAUAACACAAGCGGUGUUCUACCUGCCACGUACGCUCGUAUGCUGGGAGAAGACAUGGGCGGGAUUUUGGCAGAAGCCAUGGGAGACAACAGCUUGCAAGGAUUUGCGCGGCCAACCUUUUCCAAUGGACCGCCGGCUGCUUUUUGA
This is a messenger RNA of Fonsecaea monophora, 2049 nucleotides long. RefSeq lists its product as hypothetical. Bases 1 to 2049 code for a protein of 682 amino acids. Gene Ontology annotation, biological process: DNA-templated transcription; regulation of DNA-templated transcription. The record is from RefSeq and is a predicted model, not a curated record. Gene Ontology annotation, molecular function: DNA binding; DNA-binding transcription factor activity, RNA polymerase II-specific; zinc ion binding. NCBI's taxonomy places the organism in Eukaryota, Fungi, Ascomycota, Eurotiomycetes, Chaetothyriales, Herpotrichiellaceae. Gene Ontology annotation, cellular component: nucleus. The transcript has 2 exons.